Molecule: messenger RNA, 1671 nt
Organism: Hypomesus transpacificus
Lineage: Eukaryota; Metazoa; Chordata; Actinopteri; Osmeriformes; Osmeridae
Product: putative methyltransferase NSUN7
Exons: 13
Coding region: 1-1671 (556 amino acids)
Molecular function (GO): methyltransferase activity
Source: RefSeq, a predicted model, not a curated record
AUGACUGCCGACCAUGUUUACCAGCUCGCAACAGCCAUUUUUGAGCACCUGCGUGUGGACAAGCCAAUCACACAACAGCUGAUACGCUAUGGGAAGAAGGAGGAUACGCCCCUUCCUGAGGCAUCCAAUGAAAUGAUAUCGGAGAGACAGGCCUACGAGCUGGCAUUCAACACACUGAAAUACCAAGAUCUUCUUGAAGAUGUUGUGAUUGACAGCUGCUUCCACACCUCCCAGCAAAUCGCAGAGGACUCAUUGCCGUUGCUCAUGGUGAUGCUGUACGACUUCCAGGACAGAAAGUUCCUGGCCCGGGAGCGGGUGAAAGAGGAAGGGGAGGAGUCUCUGCUGGAAGUGCAGAGGAUGGAGGGCUGUCUGUACAGAUGUAAGACCAAGCUGGCUGCUUCUCUAGCUCGCUGCAGGGUGAAGCAGGAUCUGGUGAGUAUCUCCUGCCUGCUCUCAGACCAGGUCAGAACCAAGCAACAAAGAGCCAGAACCCUGCCUCUGUACGCCUGGGUCAACACACUCCAGAGCAGUGUGGAUGAAGUGUGUGAGGUGCUUCAUAGCUGGUGUGUGUGUGAAGUGGGGGGGGUGAGUAACCUGGAGGGGUGCGUGUACUGCCACGACCCCCUGGGUCUACACAUGCUGGUCUUCCCUGCUCAGCUCAUAACCCUGCUACAGGACUGCCAUCUCACCAAACAACACACACUUAACAUACAGGACAGGAGUGUGUGUCUGGCUGUGUGUGCACUGUGCCCCCUGUUGUCCAAGGACAGUGACGUUCUGGUGGUGGGGUCCUUCUCUGCCCUCACCCUGGCCCACAUAGCUGUCCGAGCUGCCGCCUGCUCAGCCAGGGUGCUGGUGUGUGGAGGAGAGCACAGCCCUACUCAGAGAGAGCAGAUCCAGAGGGUCCUGGCCCAGAUGGACAUAAAGAAUGUCCGUGUUCUGUCAGAGGACUUCCGAGGGCUGGAUCAGUGGGACUCCAGGUUUCAGAGGUUAAAGGUCAUCCUGAUCCUGCCCCAGUGUUCCAGCUCAGCUCUACAUGACCCAGUGGAGACCCUCCUCUCGGAACAUGGAGAUUGCGACCUGCUGCAGGACCUGUCGAAGGGGGAGGGCUCUGUCUCGCAGAACAGAAUACACGCUCUGAUGACACGUCAGACACAAGACCUCACACAUGCUCUCAGCUUUCCUAAGGUGCAGGCAGUGGUCUACUGCACACGCUCAGUUUAUCCUGAAGAGAACGAGCUUCUGGUGAAGAGGGUCUUGGAGAAGGCCGUCACACACCACAAACUACUGCCUUACAAGUUGAGUGGUCCAGUUCUGUCAGAAGGUUCUGGAUCAGAAGUGGGGAGAGACACAACCAGAGAGAGGUUCUUUAAGGUGGAGCCUUCUGAGCACACAAAUGGAUGCUUCAUUGCUCUGCUGGCCAGAGAGGCAGACCCUGUGAAGGUGGAGUCUGUCCAGGAUGUGUUAGCCAGGGCAGCGGCUAAGGGCCUACUGGGUGGAAUUCUCACAGACCAAUCACAUGCUCCGAAGAAGGGAAGACAGAGGAAAACCCUCCCCCAAGUCCCAACCGACCAAUCGCUGGGCGCCUCCAGCCAAGAGCUACCCAGCCUGCCAGAACCAGGGCCACAGAGUGGCCCAGGAAAUAGCAACAAGCCAUCCGCCCUUAUCUAG